UUUCUGGGCAGUCGAAACUUCUCCCCAUUUUCCCUCUCUAAUUCCACGUCGCCCUUUCUCCCCUACCCCUCUCACGAAACACUCCCAGGAGACAGGGUCAGAUCUUUGGUAGCUUCCGAAUUGACUCGGGCUCUGCUGGCCUCAACUUGGUCUCUGUCCGAUCAUGAAGAGUGGCUUCGAAGUUUUCGAGUUCGGCGAAGAAGACGAACUGGCGGAACGCGCGGAUGCCAAAUUCCUGAGCAAGUUCAAAAACCCUAACCCACCCGAGAAUUCAACCUGCGAGUUCGUCGAAUGCGUUGCUGGUACAUCUGAAUUCCCAGUGAAAAGGUUGAUAGUGUAGCCCUUGUAUAUGUAGGUACCACUGAACAUGAUCAUCAGGUCGACAACCACAGUACAGCUGCUUCACAGAUGGUUGGGAAGGAUUUAGAUGCCAAAGAAAGAAAGUCUUGUCAAAAUGCUGAUGCUCUAAAUCCCCUGAUUACUGGUCAUUACUUUCAUUCAAAGAUUGAUUUUUGUCAAACUGCAAAUUCUUAUAUUGAGCAGGAGAGAAUUCCAUGUCAUAAGAGUGAGGCUAAGAGUAUUGAACCUGUUGCUGAUGACUUCGCUGAAAGUGAUCCAUCAAGGGUGUCUCCUGCGAUUGCAAGAGAUUCUGCUGUUUUAAAUGACGUUCCUUCAACAAAUUGUUUUGACAGCCUGCAAACGGAUGAAGCAGAAAUAUGUAUUCCAGUUGACUAUGUUGUCUAUCAGAAGAAGUGCUCAGCGGGAUGCACAGUGUCCUUCUCUCACGACUGUAUAAAAAUCAGCGGUCUAACUACACCUGAAGAAGACCAAGAAAUCCAUAGCCUUGAGAAGGGCAUUGAUGAUAUUGUCCUUAUCCAAUCUGAACGGCUCGAAAGGUUUGAAAGUGUCUCUGUUAAGCUCCAUGUACUGUCAAAGGAUGCAGGACAAGUUCAUGGAACCUCAGGUUUGGGGUGUGUAGAGGAACUGGAAUUUGUAGUUUGUGACCCAGAUUGGUUCGGAAGGUGGCAACAGAUCACAUCUUUGAAUGAGAAAUACAUGAGUCUUUGGAGAGCUGUUCAUGAGUAUGUUCUUUCUAACCUUUAUAAUGAUGCUUAUACAUACAGCUGGAAACUGUGCAGCUUUGAGAGGGCUUUUGAAGAUGUAAUCUAUCCAGAAGGGGAUUGUGAUGCAGUUUCUAUCAACAAGAGAGAUGUUGCUCUUCUGGAGCCAGAGACGUUCAUUAAUGAUACAAUUAUCGACUUUUACAUCCAGUACUUGAAGAACCAAAUUCCUUCGGAAGAAAAGCAUAAAUUCCAUUUUUUCAAUAGUUUUUUCUUCCGGAAGCUUGCUGAUCUUGACAAAGAUCCCUCUAGUGCUCUCGAUGGUCGAGCUGCAUUCUUGCGAGUUCUUAAGUGGACAAGGAAGGUUGAUCUCUUUGGCAAAGACUACGUUUUCAUUCCUGUUAAUUUUGGUCUUCACUGGAGUUUGCUUGUAAUAUGCCAUCCUGGUGAAGUGGCGAGCUUCAAAGAGGAAGACGUGGAGAAGUCCCUCAGAGUACCAUGUAUUUUGCAUAUGGAUUCCAUCAAAGGGACUCAUGCUGGUCUAAAAAAUCUUGUUCAAAGUUAUUUGUGGGAAGAGUUUAAACAGAGACAUAAAGAUGCAUCAGAAGAUGUAUCUUCCAAGUUUAUGAAUUUGCGGUUUGUCCCUCUCGAGCUGCCUCAGCAGGAAAAUUCAUUUGAUUGUGGACUUUUCCUGCUUCACUACUUGGAAUUGUUUCUAUCGGAAGCUCCUGUGAAUUUCAACCUCUUCAGCAUAAACAAGUUCUCCAAAUUCCUGAGUGGAGACUGGUUUCACCCUGCUGAAGCAUCGCUUAAACGCACUCUAAUUCAGAAACUGAUUGCUGAGCUCUUGGAAAAUCGUGACAAGGAAGGUAUUUCUUCGGGUGGCGUUGGUGGUAAAGCACAAACUAUUUUUCCAGACGACGGGAAAGAAUCGGGAGUUGAGUUUGUGGCAAGGAAUUUCCCUCCUACAGUAGGUGGUCAUGGGAAUUCAUCAAGUUUUCCUGGUGGCCAGGGGAUUGAGAUGACCAUUUUAGAAACAUCAUCUUCUGUGAGGAACUCUGAAUGUAUUGUUGGUGACCCGAAUUUGGUGCUGAGGGAACUUUUUCAACCUGAAGUUGCAGCCGCAGGAUCGUUACAUGCUCAGUGUUCAUCCUUUGAACCGUCAUCAUCUUAUUACCAUCUCAAUGAGGACGUGGAACCUAUGGAGGUAUUCCCAUUUCCCUCCAUUGCUGUAAGGUUGAUCCAGACAAUGAGUUUAUGGAUUUCCCGUCCGGGGAAGAAGCUGUUUUCUCUAACUCUUUCUCAUACCAAGGAUUUACUGUUGGUGAUUCCUCCCGGAAACCCAGAAUUACCAUGAGGGAAGAUGCAGAAGAUUCAUCGCCAGCUGAAACCUUACAUUCGGACUCUGAAUCUGAUGAUUCUUCUUCAGAUGUUGGGAUCAUUGAAAACUCUCCCCUGACCACCAAUGGCUAUGAGGCAUGCAAGGAGGAGAACAUCGACCCGGAAACAUCUUCUGCUUCUACUUGUUCGUUGGAUGAUGAUAACAACAAUGAGUGUCUGACAGAUAGCCAUGCUGAUUCAAUGUCUGCUGACAUCAUGUUGGAAACUUGUGCCACGAACUGUACAACAACCAAUAUGGCUUGCGAUUCCAAGGAGAAUCAUGGAGAGAACAGGAGCAUAAGUAUGACAAUACAACUGCAACACGAGAGCAGGACGUUGUUGGAUCAGAAGGAAGAGGCUGUUGGUGAUGGUCUAACCUCACCACUCCAUGACAGUGAUGCACAUUUACAAUCAGCAUCAAAUGGCAAUCUGCUUGAAAUCAACAUACCAGAAAUAAAGGCAGCAGAGGAAGAGCCUGGAAUUGUGGACGAGAAAUCCCCAAAAGGGAGCUUAGAAUUGGGCUCAAAUGGCACUUUGCCAGAAACUGAGGUUGCACAAUUUGAGGCAGUCGAGGAAGAAGAUCGCGGAAUAGUGGAUGAGAAAGCCGCAGAAGGGAAUUCAGCAUCACACUUGAAAAGGAAUGUGGCAGAAAUAGUGGGAGCUGCUGAGGCAGAAGCAGGAUUAGCAGAGGAGAAUCCUUCGAAAAGGCUUCGGCUGUUGGAAGACGAGGCUCUCAACAGGACACCUCGAGAAGGAAGGUCUCCGGAGGCGGUGGUUGAUUUAUAGAAACCUUGUGGGGUGCAAUUCUUUGGGGGUUGAGGGGGAGUGUGCAAUGUAUAGGGUUGAAUAGAGCUUCCAGUUUCUGUGAAUAUCAGAAAAAUCGCAGUAGGGGGAUUGUGUUAAUUUUAGUGGGGAUUACGGGCCUUCUGAUCAUCUAAGAUUAGACAGAUAAGUUGAUAUCACGUAGAAGAAUCCUUUUCUAGGAACUUGCCAGGUGACCAUACUUCCACAAGAACUUGUGCAGCUAUUGUUUGAUGUUUUCAUCCUGCCUGGUGGAUGGUAGUUAUUAGUUAAUUUGCUGAAAGCUUGUCCUAUCAAACUUUUCAAUCAUCGCGACGUUUGCUAGGCCGUAUUGGCCAGUUCGAUUUGGAAAAAUUGGUUAUCGGAGU
Messenger RNA from Linum tenue, 3610 nucleotides. Lineage: Eukaryota; Viridiplantae; Streptophyta; Magnoliopsida; Malpighiales; Linaceae. The record is from the annotation of a GenBank genome assembly.